GACCCAGAGACCAGAGUCCUCGUCAGUUAACGACGCUCGUCUCAGUUGCAUCCGAACGCUCCAGCCGUAAACGUUAUCGAAACUGGCCACGCGUAAAUCAAGUCGGGCCACCAUGGUGACCACCAAUGCCGGCGCAACGGCCACAGCCACAACGAACAACAACAAUCUGCAGACGAACAACAACAGUCAUGCGGCGAACAACAAUAAUGAUGACUUUGACUUUGACCAGGACGAUGGCCUGCAGGACCUGGGCUUGCCGGUGUCCGUCCAGACAUUCCUGUGGCGCCAAAUAGCACCCUUCAUCCGGCCAAAGCUCGGAAAACUACACGAAUCAACCUGCCUGUUUUGUCAACAUGCACCGGGACACCAUGAGUCGAAGGAAGCCUGCAAGUCCUUCGAGAAAGUGCUCGUGCAGAACAUACAGUUUGGUCUCUCGCCGCCUCUUACGAAGGCCCUGGGUGCCAUUCCGCGCUGGCGACUGCUGCAGGGCGCCCUGCCACAUGUCAUGCACGCCUGCGCCGCGCUGCUCUACAAUCGGGUCAAGGAUAUGCAGGCCAUUGGGCCCGUGGAGACCAAACUGCUGUACACGAUGCAGUGGAUCCUGCUCUAUGCGGCCGAGGAGUGUGCCGACGAUGAGGGCGGCGAGGAGCUCGGCCUGGGCGAGACUCCCGCGGAGCCCAAGUCGAAGCCCAUACAGCAGUAUCUAUUUUCCGUGCCAACGAUUGCACUCUUUGUGUAUCUGUUUGCACCUAUCAUAUCCCACCUGAAGGAAUCGGAUUUCCAAAACUUUCGCCUCGAGAACGGUAUCAAGCUGUGGCAGGGCAUGUGGGAUAAUCGCGCACCCGGUGCUCCUUGCUUUACGGCUCCGGUGAAGCCAAAGGCCCGCAAUCUGCUCUGUGCGCCAACUCCCAAGGGCUCCACGGAUGUUUUUCCCACCCGAAAGCACUCGCUCAGCGCUGAUGCAAUGUCGCCCAAGAACGACUCGCCACAGAGCGGCAUCUCUGAUUAUGGCAGACAGGACGAGGAGGGCUCCUGGGUAUCUUCUCCCAAGGAAUUUGCCUUUCCCGAGACCAUUCCCGAAGAGGCCUCCAGCGUGGAAGACGAACGUGUCGUCAUAUUUAGGCUGCCAUCGGCGCCACAACUCAUGGAUAAUUCAUUCUUUACGGCCGAUGCCAGCCUGCUACAGCAGCAGCAAUCGCAGAGCCGACGCGGCAGUCGUCAGUCCAUGAACUCCCGCGACAAGGAUAAAGUUCCCUCCACCAAAUUCGAGUUUGAUCAGCAGGAACUGAUGCGUGGGGCGUCCAUGAAGGAGAAGCGCAGUGCCUCCAUCGAGAAGGAGACGGACUCGGACAAGUCGGAAAGUGUCAAGGCAGAUGUCUCGGCUGCCACCUUCCUCGAUGUGGCAGUGCUGCGUUGCCUCUUCAUCUCGCACUGGCAGGAGGAGGGCAUCUUCUGGAGCCUCCAAUAUCUAUACAAUCGUCUCAGUGACAUUGGUGAGGAGGCGGCCAUUACCUUGAAUCAGCCGCGAAAACGUUCCAACUCCUUGCCCAUACCACAAAUCGAGAUAUCGCUGUAUCAGGGUCCCGGCAGCAACAGUCGCGAUAGUCCGGGUAGUUCUGUGGUCAAGGACUACAUCGAAAUACCAGAACCAGCGCCCACAGUGACAGCUGUUGUUGAGGAUACCCCCACAGCGCCCAGCAGCUCCGAGCGUCGCGGCAGCGAGAAGAAGAAACGCGUCAAGAUGGCCGAUCUGCGUGCCUUUGUGGAGACGAAAAUGUUCUCGAAAUCGGAGAAGAACUUGGAAAAAGUAGGGCUCGAUACAAACUCUGCCAAUGGCAAGACACCACUGCAACUGCAACAAGCAGAGUACCAUCGCAGCCUGGACACGGGUGAGAAGAAACUGUCACGCUCUGCAUCCAUGAUCAGUCGCGAGCCAGCCAGUAAUCUGAUCAAGGGCAAAUCCAUGCCUAGUCUCAGCUGUCUGCUUGAUAGCGGAUUUUACAGAUACGUAGAGCCACCCAAGGCCCCAAGGCCAUCCCAGGUGGCAUGUCCACGCUCCACGGCCUUCUAUCCACGGAAUCCCAUUAUUACGGUGACAGAGCACACGCCCACACCAUCGCCGGACUACAUCAAGCGACAGGGCUCCAUUGACUCGCAGCUGGAUGCUUUGAGCAAUGGUGGCAGCAUCGGUGGCAUGGGUGGAAAUGGUGGUGGCAAUGGCAGUGGCGGCGCUGGCAGCACCACCACCCGCUAUCGUGGCCAAAUGCUGCGCUCCCACACAGACUCGCAUAUCGAUUAUACCGGCGUGGAUGAGUCCGAGGCACCCGGCUCCUCCUUCUACAUAACUCGCGAUGGUGGCAUCGACUACGAGAUUAUUCUGCUGGCCAUUAGCAAUGUGUUUAAGCGGGAUCCAGCCUUGGUGUGCUCUCUGCGCGUGCUGGAAGCGGGCCUCAACAUUUGCGAACUUCUCAUCGAAAUGGGUGUGCUGAAGCUGGGCGAACAUGCCCAUGAGAUUUCCAUGAGCAUCACACGACGCGCACUCCAGGUGCUCGGCUGUCCGCAUGGUUGCAAUGAUGGUGUUCGCGGUCCUCCUGCGGACUUUCUGCGCAAUCAGUGUCAGAAGAUUCUGUCCCGAAUGCUGCGCCAGGCUGGACAGCGCACCAAGCGUUACAUGCAGGAAAUGGUCAAGACAUCGCCGCUGCCAGAGCUCAUCGACUACUUCCAUGCCUUUCUGGCCUUCUGUGUGGAUCCCAGCUCGCUGUUGUCGCCAUUAACUCAUAAACGUCCGAGUGGAUAUAAAAAUGCUAACACCGAUCUUGGCGGUGUACCAGGUCAGGGCGGCUAUUCGACAAAUUUUAGCGGCGGAAUGAGCGGCGGCGCCGAAUCCCAGGUCGUUGGCGCUGUCUUCAAGCCGCUGGUCAGUCGCUUUGUGGAGGCAAGCAAAGAUCUUAAAUCACCCGAGAAUAUAGCUCUAUAUGGCGACAUACGGCAGUUGGUCACCUACGUGAAGGGUGCCCAUGGUGGGCCAUUCCGUAUGGUGGCACUCAGCGGCAUUCUAGCCGUCACACCGCGUCCCCACAAAAAGGGACCAACGGCACAGACUACACGUGUUAUAAGACACAUUCCACAGUCCAAUGUGACGCACAGCAUUCAGAAUGAUGACAAUCGCUCCCAGCGUCGUUUGCUGCUCAAGAAACGAAGCACUUCUUCGGCCUGCGCGGUAAGUCUGCUGGAAACGGAGACGUGCGAGGAGCACUACAAGACCAGCCAAUCGCCGUUGAGCAACUUCCGACGUCGCACGACUGGAGUGCGUCCGACACUGACGCCACGGCAUAGUGAGCGUGCGCUGCUCUCCGAUUCCACGUCCAGCUCGGAACGCAAUUCGUUGGGACGGCUCAGCGGCUUGGUGCGCUGGUUUCGCGGCACGCCCAAGGAGGCAUCGUCCAUUGAUCUGGAGAUUGGCUCACUGAAUCCAGAGAUAUCCUCCACAUUUAUGAGGCACGCCUCGCUGAAGAUACAGCGUGGCCGGUCAAGCGAUGGCAUUGGGCGGUCCAUACAGCGCGCCAAGCGACGCGUCGAGAGGCGGCUGAACCGUUUCGGCGGCAUUGUGAAGGGCAAAAAGAAGGUGGGCGGCAUCGAAGAGACAGCGGACUUCAGUCGGCGCAGCUCCUCGGAUAUGUGCGACGGCCCACGAGAGUCCGAGGUGGUCAUACUCAAGGAACGGAAACUCGUGCCCACGGAGCCAGUGCGUGUGGGCAUGUUGCGGCUCUCCUUUCUCCUGGAGACUUGUGCACCCGGCUCCUUUCCCGAUCCCCAACUGGUGGCGGCUGUUCUGGAUUUGCCGCAAGCUCCUUUGGUCUCGCGUGCCACUUUUCUGCUGGAAUGCGCACACUUUGUGCAUCUGUGCAACAAGGGUCAGUGGCCCGCCUGGAUGAAGCAGAACGUGGGCAGCUAUCGAGCGUCGGGUGCCAACAUCAAUGUGAACCAGAUGAAGCAGCAAGUUAGCCAGACCAGCGCCAGGCGCACCCACAUCCUGCAGCGAGCGGCUGGCAAAAUGUUUCACCAAUGGGCGGAGAUAGUGGGUGCCCGCCUGGAGGAGAUACUCUUCACGGAGCGACUGCAAUACGAGGCGGUCAAUGCCAGUCUCACCGAUCCCGAGAAGCAGCGGGAGCUGCUGCAGCAGGACGAGGAGGAGGACUUCCUGGACGAGACAUCCGUGAAUCCGCAUGGGAAUGACUGUCCGCACUCCCUGAAGCUGAUCGCUUGCGUGCUGCUCUUCGAGAUUACGGCCUUUCUGCGGGAUACGUACAUCAUGCUGCCAAAGACAUCGAAGCUGAUCCAUCGGGACAAGCCAGCGCCCUGGGAGAAGGUCUAUCGUGAGGCAAAUCGCCGCUGGUCCAUGGCUCUCAGCUCCAUGGGUCACUCGCAGACAUCGGCACAGAGCCUGCAGUCCAUAGCAGCUGGCAACGAUGGCGCCGGCCAAUCGGAACGAAAGAUUUCCUUUGUGCUGCACGAGCCAGACAACGAGUCCGAGAACAGCAGCAACACCACGUUAACCAAGGAGGGAGAAGAUGCACCUCGACGUCCCACUGCUGCUUCGGCAGUGCGUCCAUUUUUGCUGCGUCGUGGCACAGCCACCACCACGGGCGGUUCCUUCAAGCGUCGCUCCCUGAAGCUGCGUCGCAACACAAAGGACAGCAAAGAAAUUGAAACAGAUUUUAACACACAAUCGCGACGCAAAGUCUCUUCGCUCUCGGAUCGCAGCGACACCUCGGAACAGGGCAUGAUUAGUGGUGGUGAGGAGUCGCCGGGCAUACUCAGCGAUGAUCAGCAGCCAGAGUCGCCCACUGACUCCAAUGAGAACGAUGAUACGGCCAAGAACAUGCCCUGGCUGAAGGCAGUCAUCGAGAUGAUGUCCAGCUACAAUUACUACUGCACACACAAGGGAUAUUGUCAUCCGUUCUGCUACAAGCGCCACAUGCGCUCCUGCACGCGGCUCAUAAAGGCCACCAGAAAGGUUUAUGGUGAAGAAUUUGGCUUUACCUUUGAUGCAGAUCAUCCAACGGUGGAGCCAACUGUCAUUAGCUCCAGCAAGCCGCACACCUCGCGGGCACGCUCCACGCGCAAAGUCUCCGAGCAGAGCUCUACGCAAACAUCUCCAUCCAAGCGCAAGGAUAGCUUGUCACGCAAGGAUCGCAUCAGCGAUGAUCCUGAUCUGGAAAUGGCGGAGAAACUUGCCAAAGCAUUCCGUCAGGAGAAGGAAAAAAAGCUGCAGGAGGAGCCACCGAUCUUGAAGUUUAUACGGGUGCACAUACGCAAUCUGUUCCACUUUCCAUUCGCCACACUGCUGAAGGGCGCGGUUGUCCUCACCGAGGAGAUGGUGAUUGAAGCAAUGCCGGCUGCCUGGGAGCUGCUGCUGGAGACCAAUCACGACACGGCCACCUCGAGUGCCGCCGUUUUCCUAAUGGGCUCCGUGAAGGCACAGAACUUCGCCUUCGAUAUUAUGCAGAGAGCGUUGAAGCACAGGGAUCCGGACAUACGCAUUGGCGCCAUUCAGCGCUAUUUGGUGCUGUGGAAGUGCCGCUUCCAUGUGUGGCCACGCAUGGAGGACAAUGCGCACGAUGUGACCUUCAAGGUGCCACCGGGCGGCAUUGAAUUCACAUUGCCAUCGCCGAAAAUUGGCAUCGAAAGUCUGCCGGUGGUGGAUCCACCCUGGAUGCCCGUGCAGCAGACCAAAGACAUGGACGUGACGCUCAACCAAGACAGACAUCGUUCCCUGGUCACCGCAACGAAGAGCCGCAAAAUGCAGCAGACGGAGGCCAUUCGGAAUGCUCUGCGCCAGCAGCGGGACAAGCAGCGAGCGGAGCGGCACAGCUUCCUCAUCACCAUGAUUCCGAUCAGUCAGCAGGCCUCACACGAGCCUGGCAUGGAGAAGCUGGAGGAUCACGAGGAUCAGGAGGAACUCGAUGGCACCCGCAUGUCCUCGCACCUCCAUCACUCCCAUUCGCUCUUUCCCUCCGUGCUGUGCUCGUCCGUGAUGCAGAUUGUGGGCUGCCUGGACGAUGCUGCCAUUGGAUCGGAUGGCAAUGCAGUGUACGAGAUUGCCUACCAAGUGAUUUGGGUGUGCCUGGUCGAGGAGUCGGCACUCUUUCUGCGCUAUGUAUUUGAGCGCCUUACCCGCGAUCGACAGGAUCAAAUGUUCAAGCUGCUGCGACACCUCAUCCGCUUUGUGCCACGUCUGCCCCAGCAGGCGGCCUUUGCGCUAUACAACUCCAUCAUUGGAUACAUCAUGUUCUAUGUGCGCUCGUCCAAUGAACUCAAGCAGGAGCUCGUGGGAUCAGCCUUGUCUGUGCUCUGGAUGGUGGUGCACUCUGUGCACGGCAUUAUGUUCAAGGACUUGAAGCAAAUUCUGCGCAAGGAGCAGUGCGAUGCCUCCAUUCUGCUCACAGCAAAUGUGCCAGCAGCCAAGAAGAUUGUCGUACACGGACCGGCUGACGAUGACUACAAUAUACCCUCACAGUUCCCCGUGCAGGAGGACACGCUGUUCUGCCAGUUGCUGAAAGAGGCUCUCGACUAUUAUCCCAUUGAUGAGAAGAACACGAGCCAUUACUGCCUGGUGGAUUAUAAGAGCAGCAAAAUCCUGAAUCCCAAUUGGUACAUACGCGACUUGUACUUCUUCAAGCGUUCGCAGUACCCGGAGGUUCGCCUGAUGCUCAUGCGGCCAGAAGAAUCCUUUUUGGCACUGCAGAAACAGGAACUGACUAAGAAGUUCGUGGAGAUUGGCAAGGUGCAUCUGACUUGGGCUAUUCUCAAGAAUGUGGACAUGGUGGUGCAGCGUGUUGUCUUCCUGCACGAGGAGCUGAUGAAGCUGCCCUCCUUCCCACGCAAGGCGCUCGAAGUGGAUCUGGAUCUGCACCAUGGCGGGGAGUAUGGCAAGGUGCUGCUCGGCCUGGAUGUCUUGCACAAGUUUAUGUGGGUGCGUCUGAUAGCCCGCAUGUUCGAGGCCAUGGCUGGUAACUUUGCCUACUCGGCGGACAUACAGCUCUUCCUCAACGUGCUCUCUGGCGCCUCCAUCCUGCAUGCCGAGGACUCAUGCAUAAUGCGCUACGUGAUGGCCACAUUCAUCAAUGCCGCCUUCAACUUUAAGAACAUUUUCUCCACGAAUGGCUACUUUAUGAUUAUGCCCACACUGCUGCAGGUGUAUUCCCUUCAUCAAACCAACAAACUGAUUACCACGACCAUCGAGUACGCCGUCAAACAGUUUUACCUCCUCAACCGCAAGCCUUUCAUUCUGCAAAUGUUUGGCUCUGUUUCCGCCAUUCUCGAUACGGACGAGGAUGGCACCUAUGGAGAGGCGCACAAGGUGCAGUCCAGCUGCCUUUUCAACUUGCUGCUCAGCCUGGAGGAUCCCUCACCGGAUCCUCUAAACAUUGCAGAGCUGGUGAAGGAGCAGAAACCCCUCAAAGCCAUUGACUUUUGCUACCACGACGAAGAUGACGAUGUCACGGUACUGGACUGCAUUACGCUCUGUGUGAUGGUCGUCUCCUACUCGGCGGAGAGCACUCGUGGCUAUCAAAUGCUCAUCAUUCUGGAGGCCAUUCUGCCCUGCUAUCUGCAGCAGAUUCAAUCGCCCAGCUACAUACCGCUUCAGGGCAAGUCCGAACGUGACAUUAUCCUUCAAUUGGCUGUGGCCAUUCGCACCAUGGUGCACAAUUGCGAAGGUCUGGCCAAGAGCUACAACGGGCCCUAUCGCAACAGUCCCGAGCACAAAGGAUCUUCGCAGCGCAACUGUAGCCGCGGACCGCCCUGCUCGCCUGGUCUGGACUUUGAGGAGGAGUCGCAUCCAAAGUAUGUGACGGAUGCCCGCACCAAGAGUAUGAUGGAUUCUGCUGAGGACUCCGAAAUGAUACGCACUGAAUAUCGGCGACCUCGUGAUGUGCUUCUCUCUGUAGUGGCGGAUUUCCUCACCAAAUCCACGGCACGUCUGGCCGAGCUGGCGAAGAAGAUGCCUGCCGACACGAAGCCCACUGAGGUGCUGGACGCCAAGUGCCACAUUCGUCUCGCAGACAUCGCUCACUCGCUGCUCAAGGUAUCCCCCUACGAUCCAGAGUCGAUGGCCUGCCGUGGACUGCAGCGGUACAUGCAGGCGGUGCUGCCUCGGGCGGAAUGGUCAAACGACACUCUGCGCAAUGCUCUGGUCACCAUACUACGACGCAUCGACAAGGUAUUCCUGAAGAUAUCGAAGAAGCCAUCGAUUCGGCGGAACACGGACUGGGAGGCAGCCGCCGGCCUACUGAAGGGCAUUCACGAGACGAUUAUCCGGCACUCGUAUGUGCUGCACUGGCAGCAGAUGAAGACUUUGAUUAGCACCGUGCAGAACCUGAUCGUUAAUGAGCCCGGCUCAGGCAUUCCCGAGGGCGUCUCCAGUGCAGGGGCAGCGCUCAUGUCUCAGAAUCCGCCGGCCUUUUUCUGCUCGGCCGUGGUGCGUCUGGUGGCCCUACAAGUGGUGAGCCCCGUGGACUGCUUCUCACUGGUUCAAAUAUGCGGCGGCAGUGCCGAGUUUGCCACGCAGGAAAAGGCCGAAGGAUUUCUGAUGCAUCUGAUCAUGCCGCUGUGUCUGAAGGUCUGUUCGGGACGCGGCGUUUCGGAUGUGGGCGAGCUGAAGAUGACCGAUGUAACCUUCCUGCUCACCGCCGUCCUGAAUGCCAUGAGUCCCCCAGCGGGACGUACGGGUCAGGCUGUGUCCCAGAUCAAUCGAGUCACGGGUGACCUGCGUGCCGGCUCCCUAACCUUCACGGGCAGCCGGGAUGCCAAGCGACCAGCCCGCAUUUCCGGCUCUCUCUAUCAAGCGGCCUUCUUGGCCCUGCGCAUCGUGUGCAUCUGCUUCGAGAAUCGCCUGUCCACCGAGUGGCCACGCAUUGUGCGGGUGAUGCGGGAUCUGGGCAGACGAAACGAGGCUGCCCCCGAUCUAUGGAGCUUCAUGGAGUUCGUGGUCACCCAUCGCACCCCACUCUACAUUGUUCUAUUGCCUUUUAUUAUGCAUAAGAUCUCACAGCCUCCCAUUGGCGAUCACGAGCGACACAUGCAGUUCAUCAUUAGAGAGCGAUUGCGGGGAACACCACCACAGGGCGGCAUCAAGUCGAAGGGCGCCCUGCUGCUGGAGCUGGCCCGGGAGCUGCGCGAUCUGCGCGACGAGCUGGAGGAGAAGCGUUAUGUCUCCACAGAUCGCGAGAGUUCCGAGCAGAAGAAGAGCGACACGCCGGCGGCCACCAGUGCGGCAGAUGCCCACAAGUCCCAGCAAAGACCUUCACUUAUAUCUAUCUUCACAGGGACAACAACCGGCCAGGCCACACACUCGCAUGUCUCCGCUGUACCCAUCGAUUCGCGCAGCGGCUCCGGUGGCAUUUGCACCCCCAGCGACACUCUGUCACAGCAAACGCUCCACCCGCCGCGAGAGUCCUUGUCCAGCAGCUCAACGGGACGAGAUCCACACACCACGACAAGCGAGAGUCAGAGCGGCGAUGGAGAGGCAGGAUCGGCGCCCACACUGGUUGGCGCAGCACCCAGUGGCUCAGGCCAUGGAACUUCCGGCACAGCAUCUGCUUUGCCCUCGCACAUGUCGCACUCGCAGUCGCUGCAGCAGCCGACAUUUAAGGCACAGCCGCCAAAGCUGCGCUUCGUUUCGUCUGUGGAGUUUCGACACUCUUCGGGAGAGACAUCGACCACACCGCUGUCACCCGAGAGUCCGGCCGAGGAUAGCUCAGGAGAUCACACACGUUCACGCCUGCAGCGCUCGAAGGCGGCCAGCCGCAAGACCUUCCGGCUAAAGCGCAGCCGACUGACGCCCAUGGAGCCACCCAGCAUCGUUACAUCGCUCUCACAGGAGGAGCAACAGCCUCAGGCCCAGCCCAAGGCACUUGGUGAGAUAUCCUGGGACUCGGUCUCGCAGACGUCUUCCACAUCCGGCUAUCGGGACAACAACAGCUUGCAGACGGGCCUGCUCUCGCCAGAUGGCUCAUUGGGAGGUCUCACUCUGGGCCGCUCCCCAUCGCAGCAUUCACUUUUAAUGGUGUUCGAGGGACAGGACGAGGACACACUUAUUUAACAAUCACAGAACGGCGACCGGGCCUACGAACUCUAGUGACGAGCGUGACUUUCCGAUACACAAUUAGCACGAAUUUGGUAUAGCAGAUAGUAGAUACUCGUAUAUUAUAAUUAUUUAUGCAUAUGUGUAGGGUAGUUGGAUGUUAAGUUUUAUAGACGAAUCGUUGUUUUCCAUUUUGAGCCCCGUUUUGUACACGAUCAAUGAUGUUAGAAUGUUAACAAAUAAACGCGGUAGCCGUUCUA
Messenger RNA from Drosophila subobscura, 10347 nucleotides. RefSeq names its product protein unc-80 homolog (gene unc80). The transcript has 29 exons. NCBI's taxonomy places the organism in Eukaryota, Metazoa, Arthropoda, Insecta, Diptera, Drosophilidae. Gene Ontology annotation, molecular function: monoatomic cation channel activity. The coding region runs from base 113 to 10105 and encodes 3330 amino acids. Gene Ontology annotation, cellular component: axon; cation channel complex. The record is from RefSeq and is a predicted model, not a curated record. Gene Ontology annotation, biological process: monoatomic cation homeostasis.